GUGAUUAGAGGCACAAGUAAGCAGGGGAUGGUGUUUACAGUUUGUACCGUUAAGUGUGAUUACACCGGACCAAAUCGGCACUGUCUACACAAAAAUUCGCCCAUAGAGGAGUAUUGAGCACCACCUGGAUGUCGUACUAGUAGUAUUCCUCGAAGUUUGCAACCACGCGGCGAUUGUUUUUGCUCCUACAUGGACGAUUUCGUGUCAAUGUAUGUAACAUUACGUCAGCUUUUCAUUCUACGUCUUCAACUUGUAGCAUUGAGAAGACCUUUGGCCUGAGGGUCGACAUUUCGCGGUUAUUAGCGAAGCGAUUGUCCCGCCAGGUGGCCUGAAGGAGAAAACAAGAACAGGUUGAAGUUCAAACUGGUUUGAAUCAUUAUUCAGCGAGUUAGACUCGUUCGACUUCUGCCCAAGUCGGCGCAAGAAUAGCUAGCCAUUCACGGGGGUUUCUUGGCGACGCGGUGUAAAGGCGACUGUGUGAUUGUGUUGAAUGUCAUUACUCGCCGUGAAUACAGUCAGAGCGCUACGGUAAAAAGCCCCCAGGCCCUAACCAUGGCGGAGGGCGGUGUGGAAGCUACAGCUAAAGCUUCAGAGCCCGCUGUUAAACUCAAGAUAUCAGGAGGGAUGCAGAAAUGGGCGAAACUUCGCCAGGAGACGAAGGAACGAGCGGCGGUGAAUCAACAGCAGGCCGCCUUGCUCGCAGCCUCGGCGUUAGAGAGCUCCGACCCCGAGAGCUACAUCAAGACCCUCCGCUGCCCCUCCGUCAAGACGUACUCGGCGUUAAAGAAGAAGCUCGCGUCUUGUGAUUCAGAAUGGAUGCUGGGAUUCCUUGAAGAAGACGGACUAGGGAUCUUGUUCGAAUCCUUGGAGAAACUAUCUCAGAAGGGUUUCGCCAGUUUUGCGGACGCAUUCGUGCAGUUGGAGUGUGUUGGGUGUGUCAAGGCUGUCAUGAACUCCAAAACUGGGCUUGACUUCAUCGUACAACGGAGAGAGUGUAGCAGAAAACUGGCUACAGCGCUGGACACCACUAACACCAUGGUGAAGAAGCAAGUGUUUGAACUGCUGUCUGCCCUUUGUGUUUACUCCGCGGAUGGAUACGGCUGUGCAGUUGAUGCGCUGGAACACCAUAAAGCGACCAAGGGCAAACGUCACCGCUUCUGUCUCAUCACUGACGAGUUCAAGAAGGCGGAGACUGUGCAGUACAAGACCACUUUACUGGGCUUCAUCAACUGCAUCAUCAUCUCUACUGACGAGUUGGAGGAUCGGGUCAGGAUACGGAAUGAGUUCAUAGGACUUGAGCUUCUGGAGUUACUGCGAAAGCUAAGGCGCGACGAGUAUGCGGACCCAGAUCUUGAAGUACAACUGAGAGUCUUCGAGGAACAGAGAGACUCUGACGAGGAGCAGUUGAUCACACCUGAAGGAGUUAACCUCAACAGUUCAGUGGACGUCUUCUACGCCAUACAUCGUCAGGUAUGUGAAGGUCCCCAGGCCGUGUCGUUUCUUGCCAUUCUCCAACACCUCCUGCGAUUGGACAAGAAGGAUCCAACCAGCAAUGUCAUUUGGGAGAUCCUGGAGAAGCUGGUGCACCGCGCCACGCUAUUGGAACACGAGACCGAGGCAGACCGGAUGUUGAAGACCGGUCUCCGGAAGCUAGAGAAGGGUGCUGAGAAAGUUAUGGCCGAAAGGCAUGCUGGUGGAGACAACUCUGCAGCAGCUGGGAACGGGCAGCAAGCUUCUAUCGCUUCUAGUAUGGGCAACACUGCGUCAUCCGACUCCGAUGCCUCAGCUUCAGACCCCUCCCCACCCUCACCUACUCUCACCCAUACCCCCACCCCUUCACCCCCUCCCCCACCCCCGGGGGAGGAAGAUGUCUCACCCUUUUCCACGCCGCUAUCCUCAGAAGGGGAAGGGGAGGGAGCCCCUCCACCUGGACCCCCUCCACCUCCACCGCCACCACCAGGCAGUGGAGGACCCCCUCCUCCUCCACCACCACCCCCCGGUGGAGGCCCUCCACCUCCCCCUCCCCCGGGUGCUCCCCCUCCCCCUCCUGGUGCUCCCCUCCUCCACACCUCCACCCCUACCUCUACUCUAAUGCCAAAGUAUAAAAUGAGAAGACUGAACUGGAAUAAAUUGUCGACACACCAAGUGAAGGGAAAGCGCAAUAUAUGGACGCAGCUAGCUAACUCUAAGGAAAACGGGUACUCUGUAGACUACGAAAGUUUGGAAGAACUGUUUCGACAGACAAAUGCUACGGGAAAGGUCGUUGCACCCGCGGCGGAUGAUUCUGGAGGACCAGAAAAGAAGCUUAAGGAGUCCAAUGAGGUAGCGUUGUUUGACUCGAAGAAAAGUUUGAACCUCAACAUCUUCCUGAGGCAGUUCAGAUGUUCUAACGAAGAGAUCAUCGACAAGUUGAAGACGGGAGACAGCGAGACUGUGGGUGCAGAAAAGCUCAGGGGUCUAUUGAAGAUUUUACCAGAGAAGGAAGAUAUCGAGUUGUUGGAGUCCUACACUGGUGACAGAGAGAAGCUAGGCAAUGCUGAAAAAUUCUUCCUGCUGCUCAUAGGCUUACAAAAUUACAAGCUCCGCAUAGAUGGCAUGCUGCUUAAAGAAGAACUCAACUCCACCGUAGACUACCUCGAACCUUCGAUAGAGAUCAUGAUCAAAGCUGGGGAGGAGCUCCUCAAGUGCAAGGCCUUACAAGAAAUCCUCCACAUUGUGCUAAUAACGGGCAACUACAUCAAUGCUGGUGGGUACGCAGGAAAUGCUGUUGGAUUCAAGAUGGCGUCCUUACUGAAGCUGGUGGACACCCGCGCCAACAAGCCUGGCAUGAACUUCAUGCACUACGUAGCUUUGCAAGCAGAAAAGAAGGACAAGAAGCUGCUACAAGUGGACAGUCAGCUGAAGACUCUGGAAGAAGCCUCAAGACACUCUGUUGACAACAUCAACACAGAGGUGAAACAGCUGGCCGAGAAGACCAAGUCGGUGGACAAACAGCUGGAGAAGGCUCACCGUGACGUCAGGAUUCAGCUCAUGGACUUCGUCAGGACGGCUAAGAUGGACGUGGAGGAUCUCCAAGCCGGACUGAAGAAGCUGGAGAAGCUGCGGAAGAAGCUUGCCGAGUUCUUCUGCGAGGAUGAAGGAGACUUCAAGAUCGAGGAGUGCUUCAGUGUGUUUCAUCAGUUCACACAGCGGUUCAAGAAAGCUAUCGAGGAGAACAAGGAGCGACAGAUCAAGGAGGAGCGCGAGGAGCAGCGGCGGAAGGAGCAGGAUCUCCUGGAGGCAUCCCGGAGCCAGCGGAGGCACUCCGUCGCCAUCACCGGCUCCGUCUCCUCCCUCCUCCCGGAGAGAGAGCCGAGCCCCGAGCCGGACGAGAAGGACACGGGUCCGAUCGUGGACAAACUGUUGGGAGACAUUCGAAGCGGAUUUGCUCGCAAGCGUGGGGAGAGUGUACGUGCAAGGAUAAAGCGGUUGGAAGGAUUCGGUCCUAAGGACGCGAAGGCUGCGGAGAAUCCUGACGAACAAGGCAACGAGAAGACAGAAGAGGAAAACGUUGUAAACAAAGACUCAAAGCUGACUAACGGCCAUGAGAAGAAAGGUACUCCCGCACUGAAGGGCCUUCCAACAAAGGGAGGCAGCCCUACGCCAGACUCUAGUAAACAGGCAAAGGAUUCUCCGACAGCCAGAAAGUUACGAACGCCAUCCUCGAAUGAUGACAACAACUUGUUUGAAUUCUUGCUGCAGGGCGAAAACGAUGAUCUGUUGAACAAACUCGACAGUGCGCAGAUGAAAACGCGCAGGCCGGCACGAAGGCGGACACGAGACCUUGAUUUCCGGUUGAAAGAAAGUAGCGAGCGGGAAAACAGCACGCCAGGCCGCCGGUGGAGAAGCACAGUAGAGGGCAGGGAAGUGGACGUUGCUCUCAGGCAGUGGGCUGCAAAACAAGAAGCCGUGGAAGCAAAAGAACCUAAGGAUGCACCGAAACCAAAAGAGGAGGACAAAGAAACAAAACCUUCUCCAAAGAAAUGGAGAACUGCGAUGCAGGAAUGGGAAGCAGCAAAUCCCGAGCAGCCUGUUUCACCUCGGAAAACAUCGAGCUUCUCAAAGGUGGAGAGCUCUGAGAGAAGUAAGAGGAGAUCCUCAGAGCUUAUGCAGUCCUCUAUACCAGAAGAGCCUGAGAGCGACACAUCUCCGACCAAGGGAAAAACCUCGGCUAAGAGAAAUACUUCGACUUCGUCUACGAAACUUGACACCAAAGAACCUGAAAGAGAAAUUUCUUCCAAACGAAACGUGAGGGCGAGCCCUCUGAACGUUAGUGAUCGGACAGCUACCAGCAGGCGAUGGCGCAGCAGUGUAGACAGCAGAGAAGUGGACAAGGCGGUGAAAUCAUUUGAUAAGUCAAACAGAGACGCAAUCAAACCUAAGAAUUCUAGUUUGAUACGUACAUCGACGCUUCAGGACAGACCCAGCAGCUCGACUGUAGAACCGAUGUGGAGGAGAUCUUAUAAAUCUACAGACGUAGAAAAAGCAAUCAAGGCAGAGCCGCUAUCGAAGUCAUAUAGAGACAAAGCAAACAGUACGACAGAUGACAUUGAUGCGCGGAUGAAGAAAAGAAGAGAAGAACGACGAUGGCGAAGUUCGCUUGAUUCGAAGGAAAUCAACUCAGCGGUAAAGAAAUUUGACUUUGACAGUCGCCGAAAGCAGUUCGAUGGGUCUCGCGGUAGCUCACAGAGUUCGUCUUUGGACUCGAGUCCGCACGAUAGCCGGGGGAGUACUCCUGAACCUGUGAGACGGUCGGACAGGCGAGGGGGGGUGUCAAGUAGAAAGGAGACUCCCAAGAACAUUCCUGAGUCCCCCAGGAGGACGAAAGCGUUCCCCGGGGGUGCCGUAAGAGUUCGGACUCCCGACACAGAGAAAAAAGAACUUCCUGGUAAGUCUCAGGACAAAAGUUCCACGAGCAAAAAACCAGGAAUCGAGAUUACUGCAGAUGGGUUGAAAGGAAAAAUUAAGGAUGAAAUACGAGACAAGGACAAAGACGAGGAUAACGUCAAAACUCGUGAUCGUUUAGGAAGACGAUGGAGAAGUAGUUUGGACAAGAGAGAGUUGGAUGUUGCCUUGAAAGGCCACGAGGCGAAGGGUAGGGAAAGUGCAAUACAAAAACCAGUGGAGAAGAAAGGAGCUGAAGACGAGAAGAAGGUUGAAGUGAAAGAAUCGAGGUACGCGAAAAGAUGGCGAGAGAAGGUUUACGGUGAGAAGGACGAGAGUGGUGCUGAGGAGAAGGGGAAGGAACCGGCGGUGUCCACCAUGCACGUGAAGGAGGACAGGGCGCCUGUGCAGAAGAGAUGGCGCAGCGCGGUGGACAGGACAGAGGUAGAUCUCGCGAUCAAGCAGCACGAGACGAAGAUGUCGAAAGAUUCGGAGAGCGCGGGGGUGAGUAACGAGGUGGCCAAGCUGACGGAGAAGAGUGAUCGCGGUGUGCACGACCGCAGGCGCCGCAGUGCUAGGGGAUCAGUAGACGUCACGGACAUUAAAGCAGCCAUAAGUAAGACAAAGGAGGACGACAAGGGCGUGGCUGAAAAAUCGGGUAAGGGUCUCACAGCGAGCGGGAAGGAUAAAGACUCGGAGGGUGAAGAAGAAGAAUCUUCCCGCCCGCUUUUCGGAAGUGUUCGCGGGAGAAUGAAACGGUACGAGAAGAGUCAAACUCAGGAGGACGACGGUAGCCAAACGAGCGUUACCGGAAACGGAAUCAGGGUGGCGAACAGGUUUGGAAGGCGGUCGCGAACCGACGUAGACCCGAAGGACGUUGACACUGUGUUGCGGGCAGGGAUGAAAAGUAUUAAGGAGGAGAAGGAGACUUCAGAAGACGAUAAACCUGCGCGUCGGGAGAUACCGAAACCCAAACCGGCCAUGCUUCGGCGAUGGACGAGUCUCAUUGACGAGACCGCCGCGAAGAAGGCUGUCGAAGAACCGGGUUCGGUCGGUAAGAGACUGCAAAACUUCAUGGAGAGAAAAAUCAGCAAAGACGAUUACGACGUCCCACCGGCGAGCAGUUCUCACAACAGACGUUGGACUACAAGUGACUUUGACACUUCGGCGGUCGAGCCAGCUGCCAGGCAGAAUGACCGAACAAAAGAGAGACUGAAAGAAAGACUCGCACGCAUAAGCGAGAACGUUAAAUCGGUGGAGUAUACUAAUGAACCUAAACACGGAGUAGCACUGGAAGCCAACCACGCUCCUUUGGUGGCGAAGUACUCCUCCGAUAGCGGCAGGUCGUCCAGACCCAGGUCGGAGGACAUCAGUGACAAAGUUUCUCCGGAGAAAUCCGCUCCGGGUGACGAUUACAACGGAGACAGCGACUUGGAUAACGACGAUGAAGGGUUCGAGACGGAGUCCACCGUGAGCUCGAACAUCGACAGCGUGGCAGACAAGGUGGGCAGUGUGGACGGAGAAGGCAGCGGGAGCCCAGCGGAUCGGAGAGAAAGCACAGGAGUAUUCCGCGCCAUCGAUAGCCGGAGAGACAGCCUGGGGUUGGACGAGCCGUCCGCACACACGUGUCACAGCCCGCAGUCCAGCGUCGACUCGUCGUUCGACCAGUCGGACAUCACCGAUACGGAGUCCAUCACGUCGGGCGGCCGGGACUCCAGGCCGAGCAGCCAGACGUUUUCUGAGGCUGACGGCAAACAUCAGGACGCUGUCAGGCCGCUACACAAAGUCUCACCGGGGGGAGCGAAAACACAGAGCAGUGCCGAAACCAGAAACGGCCUGCCGAUCCCCCGAAAACUCAGCCUACCGAAGUUCGAAAAGGCGCCACCGCCGAAGCGCAUCCCGGGUACGUUUGCCGGGAAGGUCGGACACUUGUUGAGCAAAUUCAAUCAAGGAAGUCCCGAUGGCUCUACGACGCCAGCAGCAAAGUCGGGUAGCUCUACCGUGCCCAGGAGGAACACUAUAGCUUCCUUCACUGUCCCGAAAACUGGCACCGACUCGAGUAAGCUAUCCAGCCCGGAGCGAGAGAACAUCGCUCCCGAUCCCCAGAAAGCCGCGGCCCGGGACACUAUCGUGCAGGCCAUAGAGUCGGCUAUCGAGACACAGCGCUCACCCUCGGCAAAAGAGAUCAAAUCUGAGGACUAGACAAUAACAUAACGUGAAGUAUAACCGAUAUACCGUUAUGCUCGUAUACAGUGAAUAAUAUUUUAUUGGUAAGAGAAAUAUAAGUAAUCCCAGAGAGCUUUGAGGGAGGGAAAUAUUAGGAUGUUUAAAGUCAAUGCAAUUUGAAUCCCAAUAACUGUAUGUAAUGUGUUAAUUCAUUUCGUCUUCCCAUGAAAUGAUGUACAAUAUUUUGAGAACCAUGUAAAUCGGUACAAAUCAGGACACUUCCGUCAGCAAUAAUACAAACUGCCAUUCCGAGAAGUAUUAACGCCACCUAGCGGAUUUUUCUAUAACCUGCAUGUUCCUCAGGUGCCAUCAGAUGUUGCAAAACGAAAAUUCCCCCACCAUAGGGUACCAUUCAAUACACCAAAGCUGACUGUCCGUUCAAAUCGGUAUAAGAGCUAAAAAGACAGUGGUUGUACUUGAGUGAAGCUACUUACACCCGUCAUUAUUUCAGUCAAUUGUUUACCAUCACAUGUUUGGACAAAGUUGUUCUCGUUGGAGUCGGUGUAUUGAAUGGUAUACCCGGGAGUGGCGUUUAAGAGGUGUUUUCUGUCCAGGGUUUGCGCUUUUUUCCUAGGGUAUAUAUAUUUGACGUGACGUCCAUGGAGGUAGAUUUUGUUUUGAUACACAAGCAACAUUUGACGGCCCUGACGGCGCAAAGAAGUAUUAUUAAUAAAAUGUUAUUAGUUCACACCUCACAUCACACACAAACACAUACACGUGUAGCUAUGACAACUUGUUCGGCGACGGAUGUUAUACAACAUAUUUUUUUCUCAAAAUAUCGAAAUACAUGCUACGUAUCUCAUGAUAUGUAACAUAGUAUUAUAUAAAAUGUUCAGAUACAUGAAUAUGUGAAGGUUCGAGAAUAACAGUCUUAACUAAAGUGACUUAAUGUAUUUUCAAACCGUCUUUCGGACAAGACACACCGAACCACUUUCUUGACUAUGUAGCUAACAUUGCUACGAAUGUACAAAAGUAGUAGAGACACCAUAUUAUAGCAUUCCAACACAGAUAUCAUAAUUUUAAUUAUAGAAUUAUUAGUCUUAUCACAUAUGCAGUAAUUGUAUCAUACGAUUCUUACUCUUUACAUUCUACAUGUAUAAAUCGUUUCAGUUAUUGAUGCGUUAUUUUUAUUCAAAGUAUAUAAAUAUGUCAAUGGCGGUAACUUUCAGCAAUAGAGGUAUAAAUACUGUGACGACAAUAACUCCCAUUCUUAUGUACAUUCUGUGUAUGCAUAUGGUCUAAUUAAUUAUCAAAACGUAUUUAUCUUAAGGCUUGAUAUAUUUCGGUGAUCCAUUUCAAGUUGUAAUUAUGUUGCAUGUGGAUCUCUUUGAUUUUUUCCAAAGGUAUUUGCUAUGAAAUAUUCAAAUUUACACAAACAAAAA
Messenger RNA from Branchiostoma floridae (Florida lancelet), 8531 nucleotides. Its product is annotated as inverted formin-2-like. Gene Ontology annotation, molecular function: small GTPase binding; actin binding. Bases 553 to 7125 code for a protein of 2190 amino acids. The transcript has 16 exons. NCBI's taxonomy places the organism in Eukaryota, Metazoa, Chordata, Leptocardii, Amphioxiformes, Branchiostomatidae. Gene Ontology annotation, biological process: actin cytoskeleton organization. The record is from RefSeq and is a predicted model, not a curated record.